Molecule: messenger RNA, 3388 nt
Organism: Pungitius pungitius (ninespine stickleback)
Lineage: Eukaryota; Metazoa; Chordata; Actinopteri; Perciformes; Gasterosteidae
Gene: tead3b
Product: TEA domain family member 3 b
Exons: 15
Coding region: 1-1488 (495 amino acids)
Biological process (GO): positive regulation of transcription by RNA polymerase II; embryonic organ development; hippo signaling
Cellular component (GO): transcription regulator complex
Molecular function (GO): DNA-binding transcription factor activity, RNA polymerase II-specific; RNA polymerase II cis-regulatory region sequence-specific DNA binding
Source: RefSeq, a predicted model, not a curated record
AUGAUCGAGGUCUUCGCCGCAGAUCCUUUUGACUUUCGGGGGGCUCGGGGUCGGGCCCAAGGGGGAGCCGCCACCAUUGCGUCCAACGAGUGGAGCGCCAACGGUAGCCCAGAAGAUGGGCUGGACGGGGACAACGAGGACAAGGCCAUCGACGGGGACGCCGAGGGCGUGUGGAGCCCGGACAUCGAGCAGAGCUUCCAGGAGGCCCUCGCCAUCUACCCUCCGUGUGGCAGGAGGAAAAUCAUCCUCUCCGACGAGGGGAAGAUGUACGGUCGCAAUGAGCUGAUAGCCAGGUACAUCAAGCUGAGGACGGGCAAAACCCGCACGAGGAAACAGGUGUCUAGUCACAUACAGGUGUUAGCACGGAAGAAGGUCCGUGAAUACCAGGCAGGUAUAAAGGUUUCUAGCCACUUGCAGGUUCUCGCCAGGAGAAAAUCUCGCGAGAUCCAGUCAAAGCUGAAGGCGAUGAAUUUGGACCAGGCGUCGAAGGACAAAGCCCUGCAGAACAUGGCAGCUCUGUCGUCCGCACAGAUCGUCUCCCCGAGUAUGAUAAAGAAUCACCUCCCACCACUGCCUCCUGCCCACUACCAACCACCCAGAUUCUGGCCCUCUCUCCCAGGACAGCCUGGACCUUCUCAGGAGCUGGUUCUAGAUCUCAACCCGGGAAGGACUCCUGGGCUUGGUCGCACCAGGUAUGCCAUCAAGCCUUUUGCACAGCAGCCCCCCUACCAGAGUCUGUCCGGUCCUCUACCACAGUCCAUACCAAGUUAUGAGCCCUUGGCCCCUCCUCCUCCUCCAUCUGCUACCGCUGUGCCGGUGUGGCAGGACCGGACCAUCGCCUCCUCGAAGCUGCGGAUGCUGGAGUACUCCGCCUUCAUGGAGGUCCAGAGAGACCCAGACAACUAUAGCAAACACCUGUUUGUCCACAUUGGACAGACCAACCCCUCGUACAGCGACCCGCUCCUCGAGGCCGUGGACAUCCGGCAGAUCUACGACAAGUUCCCUGAGAAGAAAGGGGGGCUUAAAGAGCUUUAUGAGAAAGGCCCUCAGAAUGCUUUCUUCCUUGUUAAGUUCUGGGCCGACCUGAACAGCAGCGGCAUGCAGGACGGGCCCGGCUCCUUCUACGGCGUCAGCAGCCAGUACAGCAGCCUGGAGAACAUGACCAUCACCGUCUCAACCAAGGUCUGCUCCUUCGGCAAGCAGGUCGUGGAGAAGGUCGAGACAGAAUACGCCCGCAUGGAGGGAGGAAGGUGUGUUUACAGGAUCCACCGCUCUCCUAUGUGCGAGUACAUGAUCAACUUCAUCCACAAACUCAAACACUUGCCGGAGAAAUACAUGAUGAACAGUGUUCUUGAGAACUUCACCAUCCUACAGGUGGUGACGAACCGGGACACCCAGGAGACCUUGCUCUGUAUAGCGUUUGUUUUCGAGGUUUCCACCAGUGAACAUGGAGCUCAGUACCACGUCUACAGACUUGUUAAAGACUAACGGCUCCUCGGGGGUGUUUCGGAAAAGCCAGACUUUAGAAUGAAGCGUGACGCAAUCUCUCUUCAACCAGCUCAACACCCCCCCCCCUCCCCUCCCUCAAAUAAAGACAUUCAAACAAUGACAUGGACACUUUUAAAAGUAUUUUUAGCAAGGGAAAAAAAAUAGUGAAUCUCAACGUGCUCGAAACACGCAAAUACAUUUUGAAGAAUUACGGAUUUUUUCGAACAACCAGCCAUUUUCCAUGUGUUUCAAACAUGAAUGAUGAUGAAGUGGUUGACUUUUCGUGGAGGGAAACGAUGGAGCCUGAAACGUCGCGGGGCAGAGAACGCGUUGGAAAGCGUCGUGGAGUGAAGAGGGAGCGCGAGCCACGGCCACGUGGCGUCGUCGCAGUAGGUUCUGUCCAGAAAGCAAGUCCCCAAAGAUCACAUCAUUGUCUGCCACUUUGGAUCGCUAUCUUUCUUUUUUUUUUUUUACUACCUCUUGUUUUUAAGCAGUCGGAUAAAAAGUCAGACACGUGUACUUUGUCCAAAAGAAAUGGGAAAGAAGCCUCUCAGAUCGACGUGUUGGGAGGCUGUUUUCUGUAGUUUGGAGAUCAUCCCAAUUUUACAGUCCACAUAGGGAGCAAUUCAGUUGCGUUACCCUACUAUUUCGAUUUUUUUUUUUUUUUUUUACAUUGUAAUACACCGUUCAAAAUUCAGGUCUUACAAGCAUCUGUCUAUAACUGCCUUUUGACACUAGGGGUGCCUUGUAAUGUGCUCGCCGGACAUAGAGCCAGGGCGGCGCCAUCCUUACCAGAUCCACUGUUAACUCUGUUUGAAGACGCGUGCCGGGUUGCACUUAAAAGAUCACGAAGGGGAGCUGAAGCAGCAGCUUGUCUUCUGCCUUGAGUUACGUGGCCUUAUUGAGAAAAAGAAUGAACUGUUUGUGUACUGUGAGUCAGUGGAUGCUAAAGGAAUACGUGUUACAUAGGAGUCUUUCUGUUCAUAUUUGUGUUCAAGUAACUCAGCACAGAGACCAUGGUUUGAGUAAGGGGGGGGGGGGGGGGGGGAGGGUGGAGUUAAUCACUGUUUCUUUUGUUUAAAAAAGAGAUCGUAUGCUGUGAAGUGGGUUCAUUUGCUUCACCGUUUUUAAAUGUGUGGAGAAGCCGCAUUCGUUGAUUCAAGUUCAGUUUUGAUAUUUAAAUCUUUAAAUCUUUUUUUUUUUUUUUUUACUGACAUUAGACGUAAAAUAAUUUUGGAAUCAAACAAAAUAAUUGUCUUUAAUGCGAGCUAUUGUCUCUGUGCUGUGGAGUAUGACCAUUGAUUGUUAUUUAUAGGGUUGGAAGAGAGUCGGUGGGAGGGCAGGGUGGGGCACUGGAGAUGUAUUGAUCGUUUUCCACUGUUAUGGAGAUUUGUAAAACGUAUUGCAGGACUCCUAUUGGAGACAGGAGAACUGUCCCCCAUGGAUCCUACCAGACACGUGUCUACUCCGGGUGGUUCACUGGACGAGUGUUUUAUAAAAGUUCAAGAUGUUGUGCGUUGGGACCUGGCUUUGAAUGUCUUAUUUCACAAGCUAGACACAACGACGCUCCCCCUCUAGCAGGUUUCUCAAUUUAUCUUUUAUACAGACGUGUUUUGCGCCAUUAUCAAGAUUCAUGCUUGGUUUUGAUUCUGUUUUCUUUUGACUUUCAGUGUUUGCCAUAUGCCUCACUGAAAAUAAUGUGUGAUUGUGCUGAUAAUUAAUAAUGAGAUAUAUAAUGUAUCAUAUUCUGAAUGGUGUGGGCAGUUUUCUGUUGGUUUUUUUGGUUCAAGGUGGUUUACUGUUGUCUUUGUUACCAUUGUGCAUUGCAAUUUUAUACUUCAAAGUAGAGGUUGGACUAUGUAAUCAAACAAAUGUAUCUAACAAUAAAAGACGCAUGGUG